Molecule: messenger RNA, 225 nt
Organism: Guillardia theta CCMP2712
Lineage: Eukaryota; Cryptophyceae; Pyrenomonadales; Geminigeraceae
Exons: 2
Molecular function (GO): protein binding
Source: RefSeq, a predicted model, not a curated record
UUCAAUGUGCCAGUUGAUCCCGUUGCUCUCAAUAUCCCAACGUACCUAGACGUCAUCAAGAAUCCGAUGGAUUUAGGGACCGUUCUGAGCAAACUGGAAAACGGAUUCUAUGAACGAAAAGAGCAGUGGGUGGCUGACGUCAAGCUUGUGUGGGAGAACGCGAUGGUUUUCAAUCCCCCGGGCAACGACGUGCACGAGUGCGCAAGGCACAUGGCGAGCUACUUC